Molecule: messenger RNA, 3636 nt
Organism: Lemur catta (Ring-tailed lemur)
Lineage: Eukaryota; Metazoa; Chordata; Mammalia; Primates; Lemuridae
Gene: PDCD4
Product: programmed cell death 4
Exons: 13
Coding region: 1582-2991 (469 amino acids)
Biological process (GO): negative regulation of DNA-templated transcription
Cellular component (GO): cytosol; nucleus
Source: RefSeq, a predicted model, not a curated record
CAAAAACAGAGCGAGAGGGGCCAGAGACGCUCCGAGGCGGCGGCAGAGGCAGAGCAACGGGGUCGGGGCCGGCAGACCGGGGACCUGGGCGAGCGGCGGCGGUGGCCCGAGGGGUAAAAUACAAUCUCCCGGAGAAAACAAAGACAGGAAGGGAGCCCCCUUUCUGUGAAACGCGUGCUGUGUCCGCUGCGUUUGUCAAUUUGGUGCUGUUACGUACGUGGAAGGUUUUCUGCAAGAGCUUCAAAACUGUCUGCAGACGUCAAUAUCGCCCCUGUCCCCCAUGCCCUUGUGAGAACUGGCUUAGUAGCCAGCAACUGCGGAGUGUCUACAGAUGAUUAAAACUAUUAAAAAUGCAGCUAGGGGUGUGUGUGUGUGGGGGGGGGGGAAGGCUACUGCUUGUUUUUUAACUUGUAUUUUUACUGUUAAUUCUUAUAAUUUUGGCAUUCUUGUUAAUGUAAGCCUUUUUGGAAAACCACCAUAUGCUUUUUUAAAAAAGAUACCACUGAAGAUAUGUUGUAAAUUUACUUCUUGGUGUUUAUGCCCUUUAAUACCCUUCAUUAUCGGUUUCCUGAAUUCCUUAAUAUCUCAGCAGACAUCUGAAUUAUAAUUGGUUUUUCUAUAGUACUAAUGUGAAAAGAAAAAUAAUUGUUAGGACUGCAAAAACAAAUGCCCCUUGGAUAUUUUCUGUAGUGCUCACUUUUACAUUAUUGUGGUAGAAUGCUUUUAGCUGAUUUUAAGUUGCUAAUUAGCUGUGAUUGUAGCCCAGGAAUGAAUACAGGUAAUUUUCUAGUUAACCAAUGGUCUAAAUUUGGCUCCCCAAAAUGUCGAAGUAAUUUAUGAGGUGUUUCUCAGGAAAUAGAUUUUGGCCAGGGUGGGAGACUCGCUCUUUUACGGAACAUCUUGGCAGUUGAAUACUUCUGAUUGUAUGUUUCUGUGUAACACACUGGAGGAAACAAUAUUUAAUUUCUGCCGUCAUUUUUUUUCUAACAUGUGUGUGUAUUUUUCUUAUUGGAAAUUAAUGUUUUAUAAAGCUUAGUAUGAGGAACUGGGGUUUAGAUUUUUUUUUUUUUUUUUUUGCUUUACAUUUUCUUGUUUGAGGCAAGAAUCUUAAGGAUUCUUAAAUGGGGGGGAACCUACUACUUUGAAGAGAGUGAGAGCAUGAAACAUAUCUAUCCUCUAAACUCUUUUAAAACAUCUUUGUUACUAUCAAGUGUGACUUGAGUUCUUGAUGGGGUUAUCAUUGCCUAAAGAGAUAACGUGAGACCAUUUUUUUGUUAUGAUUACUUAAUACAUUAACUUAGUUAAGUUAUAGAUGAUAGUCAUUACCUGAUAAUUUUCUUUGCCUGACUCUCUUCUGUUUAAUAGUUUAAAAUAAUUACUAUUUUUAGUGGUUGGAAAGUACUGGGUUCUAGUCCUGGUUUUUCUACUGAGCAGCUGUCUCUCCUUGGACAGAUCACCUACCAUUUCUGAAUUUAAUUGUGUGCAAAGUGGAAUACCUACCUCAAGAUUGUCCUGUAAGGUUCUAAAGGAAGACUUUCAUUUGGUAAUUUGUUUAAUCAGUGCAAGUGAAAUUAAGGAACAAUGGAUGUAGAAAAUGAGCAGAUACUGAAUGUAAACCCUACAGAUCCUGAUAAUUUAAGUGACUCUCUCUUUUCUGGUGAUGAAGAAAAUGCUGGGACUGAGGAAAUAAAGAAUGAAAUAAAUGGAAAUUGGAUUUCAGCAUCCUCCAUUAAUGAAGCUAAAAUUAAUGCCAAGGCAAAAAGGCGACUACGGAAAAACUCAUCCCGAGACUCUGGCAGAGGCGAUUCGGUCAGUGAUAAUGGAGGCGAAGCCCUUAGAAGUGGAGUAACUGUGCCAACCAGUCCUAAGGGACGGUUGCUAGAUAGGCGAUCCAGAUCUGGGAAAGGAAGGGGACUACCAAAGAAAGGUGGUGCAGGAGGCAAAGGUGUUUGGGGUACACCUGGACAGGUGUAUGAUGUAGAGGAGGUGGAUGUGAAAGAUCCUAACUAUGAUGAUGACCAGGAAAACUGUGUUUAUGAAACUGUAGUUUUGCCUUUGGAUGAAAGAGCAUUUGAGAAGACUUUAACACCAAUCAUACAGGAAUAUUUUGAGCAUGGAGAUACUAAUGAAGUUGCGGAAAUGCUGAGAGAUUUAAAUCUUGGUGAAAUGAAAAGUGGAGUACCAGUGUUGGCAGUGUCCUUAGCAUUGGAGGGGAAGGCUAGUCAUAGAGAAAUGACAUCUAAGCUUCUUUCGGACCUUUGUGGGACAGUAAUGAGCACAAAUGAUGUGGAAAAAUCAUUUGAUAAAUUGUUGAAAGAUCUACCUGAAUUAGCAUUGGAUACUCCUAGAGCACCACAGUUGGUGGGCCAGUUUAUUGCUAGAGCUGUUGGAGAUGGAAUUUUAUGUAAUACCUACAUUGAUAGCUACAAAGGAACUGUAGAUUGUGUACAGGCUAGAGCUGCUCUGGAUAAGGCUACCGUGCUCCUGAGUAUGUCUAAAGGUGGAAAGCGUAAAGAUAGUGUGUGGGGCUCUGGAGGUGGGCAGCAAUCUGUCAAUCACCUUGUUAAAGAGAUUGAUAUGCUGCUGAAAGAAUAUUUACUGUCUGGAGACAUAUCUGAAGCUGAACAUUGCCUUAAGGAACUGGAAGUACCUCAUUUUCACCAUGAACUUGUAUAUGAAGCUAUUGUAAUGGUUUUAGAAUCAACUGGAGAAAAUACAUUCAAGAUGAUUUUGGAUUUAUUAAAAUCCCUUUGGAAGUCUUCUACCAUUACUAUAGACCAAAUGAAAAGAGGUUAUGAGAGAAUUUAUAAUGAAAUUCCGGACAUUAAUCUGGAUGUUCCACAUUCAUAUUCUGUGCUCGAGCGAUUUGUAGAAGAAUGUUUUCAGGCUGGAAUAAUUUCCAAACAACUCAGAGAUCUUUGUCCUUCAAGGGGCAGAAAGCGUUUUGUAAGCGAAGGAGAUGGAGGUCGUCUUAAACCAGAGAGCUACUGAAUAUAAGAACUCUUGCAGUAUUAGGUGUUAUAAAAAUAUAUAUCUGAAUUGUAAGAGUUGUUAGCACAGGUUUUUUUUUUGUUUGUUUUUUUUUUUUUAAGCACUUGUUUUGGGUACAAGGCAUUUCUGAAAUUUUAUAAACUUACAUUUAAGGGGAAUUUUUAAAGGAAAUGUUUUAUUUGAGGGGGAAAGGAGGAACAGAAAAGUAACCUUUUCUUAAGUGGAAUAUUCUAAUAAGCUACCUUUUGUAAGUGCCAUGUUUAUGACCUAAUCAUUCCAAGUUUUGCAUUGAUGUCUGACUGCCACUCCUUUCUUUCAAGGACAGUGUUUUUUGUAGUAAAAUCACUGGUUUAUACAAAGCUUUAUUUAGGGGGUAAAGUUAAGCUGCUAAAACCCCAUGUUGGCUGCUGCUGUUGAAAUACUGUGCUUUGGGAGUCAAAAAAAAAAGUUAUUUCUUUGUCUUAAAGAAUUAAAAAAAAAUGAGUUAGUCUUGAGACUUAUUCAUCUUUCCAGGGAACAUAUUGAUUGGUCUUAAAGACUAGACAGUUAAGUAAAUGGUGGCUGGAACAUCUAUUUUUCUACAAAACUGGAAAAAUGAACCUGGUUUGAGAAGAAUGUACAACAAAAUAAAACAUGUGAAGCAGU